Molecule: messenger RNA, 1839 nt
Organism: Zalophus californianus (California sea lion)
Lineage: Eukaryota; Metazoa; Chordata; Mammalia; Carnivora; Otariidae
Product: eukaryotic translation initiation factor 4 gamma 2-like
Exons: 1
Coding region: 1-1071 (356 amino acids)
Cellular component (GO): eukaryotic translation initiation factor 4F complex
Molecular function (GO): mRNA binding; translation initiation factor activity; protein binding
Source: RefSeq, a predicted model, not a curated record
AUGACUGAAUAUCUGAAUAGUGGGAAUGCAAAUGAAGCUGUCAGUGGUGUCCGAGAAAUGAGGGCUCCUAAACACUUUCUUCCUGAGAUGUUAAGCAAAGUAAUUAUCCUGUCACUAGAUAGAAGUGAUGAAGAUAAAGAAAAAGCAAGUUCUUUGAUCAGUUUGCUCAGACAGGAGGGGAUAGCCACGAGUGACAACUUUAUGCAGGCUUUCCUGAAUGUAUUGGACCAGUGCCCCAAACUGGAGGUUGACAUCCCCUUGGUGAAAUCCUAUUUAGCACAGUUUGCAGCUCGUGCCAUCAUUUCAGAGCUGGUGAGCAUUUCAGAACUAGCUCAACCACUGGAAAGUGGCACCCAUUUUCCUCUCUUCUUACUUUGUCUUCAGCAAUUAGCUAAAUUACAAGAUCGAGAAAGGUUAACAGAACUUUUUCAACAAAGCAAGGUCAAUAUGCAGAAAAUGCUCCCAGAAAUUGAUCAGAAUAAGGACCGCAUGUUGGAGAUAUUGGAAGGAAAGGGACUGAGUUUCUUACUCCCACUCCUCAAAUUGGAGAAGGAACUGUUGAAGCACAUAAAGUUGGAUCCAUCCCCUCAAACCAUAUAUAAAUGGAUUAAAGAUAACAUCUCCCCCAAACUUCAUGUAGAUAAAGGAUUUGUGAACAUCUUAAUGACUAGUUUCUUACAGUAUAUUUCUAGUGAAGUAAACCCACCCAGUGAUGAGAUAGAUUCUUCCUCUGCUCCUUCCAAAGAACAGUUAGAGCAGGAAAAACAACUGCUGCUUUCUUUCAAGCCAGUAAUGCAGAAAUUCCUUCAUGAUCAUGUUGAUCUGCAAGUCAGUGCCCUGUAUGCUCUGCAGGUGCACUGCUACCACAGCAACUUCCCCAAAGGCAUGUUACUCCGCUUUUUUGUUCACUUUUAUGACAUGGAAAUUAUUGAAGAAGAAGCUUUCUUGGCUUGGAAAGAAGAUAUAACCCAAGAGUUUCCUGGGAAAGGCAAGGCUUUGUUCCAGGUGAAUCAGUGGCUAACCUGGCUAGAAACUGCUGAAGAGGAGGAGUCCGAGGAAGAAGCUGACUAAAGAACCAGCCAAAGCCUUAAAUUGUGCAAAACAUACUGUUGCUAUGACGUAACUGCAUCUGACCUAACCACUGCGAAAAUUCAUUCCGCUGUAAUGUUUUCACAAUAUUUAAAGCAGAAGCACGUCAGUUAGGAUUUCCUUCUGCAUAAGGAUUUUUGUAGUGUAAUGUCUUAAUCAUAGUCUACCAUCAAAUAUUUUAGGAGUAUCUUUAAUGUUUAGAUAGUAUAUUAGCCGCAUGCAAUAAUUACAUCCUAAGUUCUCAAGCAGAGGCAGUCUAUUGCAAGGACCUUCUUUGCUGCCAGUUAUCAUAGGCUGUUUUAAGUUAGAAAACUGAAUAGCAACACUGAAUACUGUAGAAAUGCACUUUGCUCAGUAAUACUUGAGUUGUUGCAAUAUUUGAUUAUCCAUUUGGUUGUUACAGAAAAAUUCUUAACUGUAAUUGAUGGUUGUUGCCGUAAUAGUAUAUUGCCUGUAUUUCUACCUCUAGUAAUGGGCUUUAUGUGCUAGAUUUUAAUAUCCUUGAGCCUGGGCAAGUGCACAAGUCUUUUUAAAAGAAACAUGGUUUACUUGCACAAAACUGAUCAGUUUUGAGAGAUCGUUAAUACCCUUGAAGUGGUUUUGUGGGUGUGAAACAAAUGGUGAGAAUUUGAAUUGGUCCCUCUUAUUAUAGUAUUGAAAUUAAGUCUACUUAAUUUAUCAAGUCAUGUUCAUGCCCUGAUUUUAUAUACUUGUAUCUAUCAAUAAACAUUGUGAUACUUGAAAAAAAAA